Molecule: messenger RNA, 2062 nt
Organism: Argentina anserina (silverweed cinquefoil)
Lineage: Eukaryota; Viridiplantae; Streptophyta; Magnoliopsida; Rosales; Rosaceae
Exons: 15
Coding region: 274-1788 (504 amino acids)
Source: RefSeq, a predicted model, not a curated record
UAAGAAACAGAAAUGAAAAAUACGUAGGACAGAGAGCAAUUCUGAGAAAAAAAGAAAAAGAAAAAGAAAAAGGGGUGACAGAUCGAGAGCGGCAAGGGCGGAGGCGAGAGUGACCGGAGCGGCAUUGUAGGCAACUAUUACAGAGUCAGACGGAGCGUGGGAGAGAAAAGAGGAGCGGCAGUUAUGUUUCUGCUGUGAUUUUCUUAAGUAGCGCGGAACGAUGGCAGACGAUUCAAUGCAAUUAAGGAAGGCAAGAACAAGAACAAGAACAAGAUGGGGAAGCCCAAGAAAGAUAUCAUUCGUUUAGAGAAAGAAUCUGUGAUUGCAAUUCCCAGGAAGAGACUCGUCAGCGAACUCGGAAUGACAAUGAAAUCAAAGGAGCGCAGGGAGGCCUUCGAUUUGCUUUGCGACAGGAUUGAGUACACUGUUCGGGCUUGGCAUCAUUUAAGAUUUGAUAUGAUGAUGUUUCUGUACUCCUAUUUUGAUCCUGUCAAACUAACCCAAAAGUCGCAUCAAGAUUCAAUAAAAGAGAUCGGAAGUGCCGUUUAUGUGUUUGAACAAAGGUUCCUCAAGUACUUAUUUCAGGUGAUGGAAAAGAGUAAUUUUAGGAUUGCAGAUAAUGAAGAAAUUGAGCUUGCGAAUUCAGGGCAGUAUCUUCUACGUCUUCCCAUCGUGGUCGAUGAGUCUAAGCUUGACAAUAAACUUUUGAAGAAAUAUUUUGAAGAUCAUCCUACUGAAAACAUUCCAGAGUUCUCUGAUAAGUAUGUCAUCUUCCGACGUGGAAUUGGACUUGAUAAGAAAACUGAUUGGUUUUUUAUGGAGAAGGUGGAUAUGAUCAUCGCACGUUUUUGGAAAUAUCUAUUACAAAUGACUAAGUUAGACAUAUUUUUCUUUAAACCACCACAUCAGAAGAGGGAUUCAGAGUCUGAUACAGAUGAAGAUGACUUCUUUGUUGAACGAAUUCGUUUAGAAAACAUGGAACUAAGCUUUCAAAAUUUGUUCCUUAAGAACACAAUCCAGGAACCAACUUUUGAGAGGAUUAUCGUUCUUUACAGGCAAGCUACUACCGGGGAUAGUCCAGAAUGGGGAAUACACAUUAAACAUUUCAAAAAUAUCCCAAUGGCUGAUUUGGAGAUAGUUCUUCCUGAAAAGAAGAUGCCAGGUUUAACACCAAUGGACUGGCUCUCGUUCAUAGGCUCUGCUGUAGUUGGUCUGGUUGCUGUUUUUACUUCUAUUGAAACAUCUAAAGUCGAUUUAUGGGUUGUUUUUGCAAUUCUUUCCACUUUGAUCGGUUACUGUGCUAAGACAUAUUUCAGUUUUCAGCAGAACUUAGCUGAAUAUCAAAAUUUGAUAACUCAGUCCAUGUACGAACAACAACUAGAUAGCGGAAGGGGAACUCUUCUUCACUUGUGUGAUGACGUGAUUCAACAGGAAGUCAAGGAAGUAAUAAUUGCGUUCUUUGUGCUAACUAAAAUAGGGAAAUCUACGUUACCGGAUCUGGACGACCAGUGUGAGAAGCUGAUAAAAGAAAUGUUUAAUGAAGAAAUCAAUUUUGAUGUGGACGAUGCAAUUCAGAAGCUAGAGAAAUUGGGAAUUGUUACAAAGGAUAGCGAGGGACUGUACAGCAGUGUUGGGAUUAAAGGUGCUAACGAGAUCAUUGGCCCCACCACUGAGGAGGCUGUCGUCAAACUCGAGGCAAAGGAAUUUGUUACGACUCCUGCAGAGCGGGAACAAAUGUUUGCAGAUAUAGGUAAAUGGAAACCCCCUGAACAGGAGGCAGCCAAAUAGGCAACCAUUGCUGCGGGUCAUGAUCCUGGUCCUAUUCCUGGUGGCUCACGGCGGUGGCCGCUGCAACAAUGCUGCUGACGAUGUCACGCAUCCGCUCUCAUAAACUUUGUUCUCCUAAAUAUUGCCCGUGUUUAGUAGUACUAUUCGAAACAAGAUAUGAAAUAUUGGGGGACAUUUUCCCUUUUUUAGUCUUGUUUCUUUCUCCCGAUCGCCUCCUAAUGUACAUGAAUCAGCACUGUGAUUGCCCCAAAUAAUAAUAAAAAUGGAGUGCAGC